AUGGGGCCCCAGGCGAACGAGCUGGGCCGCCUGCUGCUGGCAGUGUCUGUGGCGCUCACGCUGCCUACGGGGCCCCCAGGCUCCCGGGGAGCCCGGAUCAUCGGGGGCCACGAGGUGAAGCCCCACUCCCGGCCCUACAUGGUGUCUGUGGCCUUCGAGGGCCAGCACCACUGCGGAGGCUUCCUGCUCCGCUCCCGCUGGGUGGUCUCCGCGGCCCAUUGCUUCAGCCACAGGGACUCCCGAAUGGGCCUGGUGGUGCUGGGGGCUCACGUCCUGCACAGCUCGGAGCCCACACGACAGGUGCUGGGCAUCUCCACCGUCGUCAGGCACCCGGACUACCAGCCCACCACCCACGCCAACGACAUCUGUCUACUGCAGCUCAACGGCUCUGCCAUCCUGGGUCCUGCGGUGGGGCUGCUGAGGCUGCCACGGAGAGAUGCCACGCCACUCAGGGCGGGGGCACGCUGCCGGGUGGCUGGCUGGGGCUCUGUAUCCGAUUUCGAGGACCUGCCACCCGGGCUGAUGGAGGCCGAAGUCCGCGUGCUGGGCCUGGACGUCUGCAACAGCUCCUGGAAGGGCCAGCUGAGCCCUGCCAUGCUCUGCACCCACAGUGGGGACCGCCGGAGGCGUGGCUUCUGCUCGGCGGACUCUGGGGGACCCCUGGUGUGCAGGAACCGGGCACAUGGUCUGGUCUCCUUCUCUGGACUCUGGUGCGGCGACCCUAAGACCCCUGAUGUGUACACGCAGGUGUCUGCCUUCGUAAGCUGGAUACAGGAUGUGGUUCGAAGGCCCAACGGGCCCCAGCCCAGUCCCCUGCCCGGGACCGCUGGGUUCAGGAGUUGCCUGAACCACAACGGCACGGGGUACACAAAUGAGGUGGUAAAUGACUCGGAGUCUCAGGCUGGCCUGGCCCCACGUGAAGUCCGUUAUUCACUGAAGAAAGUGCUGGCAUAUGGCCACGUCUGGACACGGGGCGGUGACACUGAGCAAACAGGAGGCAGCGACCCUGCCCAGAGCAGGCUGGUGGUGGAGGUGGGUCCACCUGGAAACCGGGCUUAG
Messenger RNA from Lynx canadensis (Canada lynx), 1059 nucleotides. RefSeq names its product serine protease 57 (gene PRSS57). The record is from RefSeq and is a predicted model, not a curated record. Gene Ontology annotation, molecular function: serine-type endopeptidase activity. Lineage: Eukaryota; Metazoa; Chordata; Mammalia; Carnivora; Felidae. Gene Ontology annotation, biological process: proteolysis.